Molecule: messenger RNA, 363 nt
Organism: Penicillium verrucosum
Lineage: Eukaryota; Fungi; Ascomycota; Eurotiomycetes; Eurotiales; Aspergillaceae
Exons: 2
Coding region: 1-363 (120 amino acids)
Source: RefSeq, a predicted model, not a curated record
AUGGCCCGCCAACCCUCUCUUGACUCUGAACGUCCCAUUAUGGCUCAAUCGAACCGAAACUCAAAGCGAUUCUCCACCGUCAGUGGAAGCCCCUCGCUGGCCGCCUCCGAUCGCACAAACGGCACUCUACCCAGCGGCGACCCUAGAAUCGCCGACAUCUUCCACCUCCACGAUGGCUUCGAGCGCCUUGAGAGCAAGCCUCUCAACAAGCAGCGAUUCGUCCCCACGGAGGAGAAAUCGAACAACCUGAACAAACUCGCUCUCGGAGCUAAGGUCGAGCGCGCCCUGGGCCGGAGGAUGACUAGCCAAGAUGCUGUCAUGCGCAAGCCUCUCUCUGAGAAGACUGAGGCACGGACUGACUAG